Molecule: messenger RNA, 1871 nt
Organism: Aspergillus alliaceus
Lineage: Eukaryota; Fungi; Ascomycota; Eurotiomycetes; Eurotiales; Aspergillaceae
Product: putative acid phosphatase
Exons: 3
Coding region: 291-1547 (418 amino acids)
Biological process (GO): phospholipid catabolic process
Molecular function (GO): hydrolase activity, acting on ester bonds
Source: RefSeq, a predicted model, not a curated record
UCCAACGUGCAGAAGUUCGCUCCCGAAGUUACAUUGAGAUGGUCGCUUGCGUAGCAGAAUCAAUGAAGUCCCGAGGAUCAUACAGAUACCCUUGGGGCAGGCCAAUUCCGAGUGCCUGUCCCCACCGUUAGAACUUUAGAUUGCUUAUAUGCAAGGUUCUGUCUUCGUGCAUAUAAGAAGGAGCCCGACUCAUUCCCCUUUCUUCUCUUCUUCUUUCUCUCUCUCUCUGACGUGUUCUGCGAGGGUUACUUGUUUCUAUAAAGUCUACUGUCCCUCUUUCAGCGAGCGUCAUGUUCACCAGAUGGUCCGUCGUGUCCCUGCUUGGGGGUUUGUCCCUCGCUGCAGCUCAGACAUCAUCAGAGAAAUACCCUUCCUUAGAGGAUAUUCUGGCUGCUCAGGCCACUGUUCUCCCCCAUACUCCUGUGUCCAAUGUCCAGGGCCUCGCAUUCAAUCGUUUUGUGAAUAUUUGGCUAGAAAACACUGACUAUGAUGCUGCUGCAAAUGACCCCCAUAUUUCCAAGCUUGCCGAAAAGGGCGUUGUCCUCAGCAACUACUGGGCAGUCACACAUCCAUCGGAGCCGAACUACUGCGCUUCCGCCGGAGGUGACACCUUCGGUAUGGACAACGAUAAGUUCAAUCAAGUUCCCGCCAAUAUCUCCACCAUCGCGGAUAUCUUCGACGUGAAGAAUAUCGCGUGGGGCGAGUACCAAGAACACAUGCCCUAUCCCGGCUACCAAGGAAAUAACUUUUCCAAUCAGGAGACUCGUGCGAACGACUACGUGCGGAAGCAUAACCCCUUAGUAUUUUACAACUCCGUAACCAAGGAUGCCACCCGCCUGCGCCAAAUCAAGAACUUCACAACUUUCUAUGAUGACCUGAAGAACCAGCGUCUACCCCAGUACAGCUUUGUCACCCCGAACAUGACCAACGAUGCACAUGACACCGACAUCACCUUUGCUGGAGCUUGGACCUGGCGUUUCCUCUCGGAGCUUCUGGAAGAUGAGUACUUCACUAAGGACACUCUCAUCAUGUUGACCUUCGACGAGAAUGAUACCUAUGAGAUUGGCAACCAUAUUUAUAGCGUCAUUGUUGGAGGUGCUGUGCCAGAGAAUCUUCGGGGCAAGAAGGAUGACACUUUCUACACCCACUACUCCAUAAUUGCGUCCCUUUCCGCCAAUUGGGGUCUCCCCUCUCUGGGUCGCUGGGAUUGCGGAGCCAACCUGCUCAGCUUUUUGGCAGAAAAGACCGGGUACGUAAAUUGGGAAGUUGAGACCGGCGAUCUACUACUUAAUGAGACUCAUCCUGGUCCGCUUUCUUCUGGGCACUACAACACUUUCACGCCAGAGUGGCCUGCUCCAUUGACAGAGGGCAGCUGCUCCGCCGGUCAUGGCAUCUUGCCCAUUGUCCAGCAAACUUGGAAGGAUAUCGAUGCAACAUUCAACUACAACAGCCCAAUUCCGUAUGACUCUGUUAGUGGGAACAAUGUUGGCAUCAAGUAUAGCCGGAAGUUGAAGAACGGAGAUAUUCAGACUGGCAUAACUGAGUAGAUACCUUAGUUUGGGGAACCCGAUUCAUCCAGUCGUUUGGAGACAAGGGGGUAUAUCGGAUUCGCUACGUACCUAACGGCAAAACUAUCGUUAUUGCCGUUCGGAUACUCUUGUGUAAAGCUAGUCUUUGGUCCUAUCAUGUAUGGUUGGGCAACCCUCGUAUAUAUGUGCCCUUGAUUACUCACUUAUAUUUUCUAUUGGUAUAGCGGUGACUUGCACUGAAGACAUAUCGAAAGGCAAAUGUCGCAUGAAAAGCUAGAUGAUAGGGUAUAUACUCUAGUAAAACCAUCAGUUCAAUCCAGGGAUUGAAAGCACUGCUGUAAC